CCCAUAUACGUUUUUACUAAACAAUGGUGUUUUUCAAAUAGUUUGAUGCGUUUAGAAACCCCGACGGACAUUGAAGUCAUUCGUAAAACUCGAACUUUAGAAUUAUUCAUCCCAUCGAACAGCAGGAGUUUGGGCCGUAAUUUAAAACCGAUAUACGUUUUGAGUGAUAGUGAAUGAAUCUCCAAAAAAUUAUAUUUGACGACCUCGACAAUUUACACUCAAAAUUAGACAUUCUCAUCAGAUAUUCCAAGAAUGGUUUCCGUUUGGCAAAUGUGCUUACAUUUCGUACUGAGUUGAAGUUAUUUCAGGACUACUGCCAAAGAAUCCUGGGACAGAUUGAACUAUGGAUAAUAAACUUUUUGUACACCAGUAGUCCGUAUAAAGAAAUUAGUUUUUGGAUUGAAGACACCAGUGAUUUUGGAAACUCUUUUGAGAGUUUCAUAAAGUCACUCGCUAUGUUGCAGAAUAUUAUUGAAUCAUCAUACAAACUCAUUUUUACUACAAACAUAAGUGAUGUGAUAUCAUUUGAUAGUGCGCAGCAUGAACAAAUGUAUUCUUUCGAAAAUAUUCAAGAAAGAAUCAAUUCUCUACAUUUAGAUUAUUUUUAUGAAAAGUCUAAAACCGAUGUGAUUAGUUCAAAUAGAAGGCGAUUUCAUCUUCAGUAUACAAACCUGAUAGAAGCAUUGGAUUUGCACGAUAACUACAGUAGUUCUCCUAACUUGUUUUAUGGAAAUAAGAACACAACAAAAAACUCCGAAAUAGAUUUACAGUACGAUGGCUAUAUUUCUAAAAUGAAGUAUACAUUGUAUAUUGUUUGGAAUCUAAUCACUGAUUUUUACUGGUUUUUAUUGGGUUCGAAAUUGAUCAGUCUUAAUUCUGAUUUAAAGAAUAACAAUGAAAUAUACAAUAAAAAAGAUAUGAUAGUUAUUCAAGCUAAUCAUAAACAAAGAGUAUUCAACAAUUUAUUAGAUCAUCUAACAUGUUAUCAAUGUGUUGUAUUACUCAAAGAUAUUCAUCUAAAAUAUAUACCUUGUAAUUUAAUUACAUUUUAUAAUGUUAAUUAUGUGCAUCACAAUUUAAAUUUAAUGAGAAAUGAUGAGAAUAAUUAUAUAAGCAAAUUUAUUAGUACCAAUAAUACUGAAGCAUUUAGCAAACAUUCCGAAUGCCUUUGUUCAGUGUUCGUAAAACUGGAUAAAAUAUUUAAGAGUUUGAAAGGUAUACAAUAUAACUGUAUGAUUGGUCUAAAUAUGGAUCCGACAGAUUCCUAUCCACCUGUAGAAAUGUAUACAACCGUUUUAAAUAUAACAAUCGGGAUUGAACAUGGAACGCAUGCAAAGAGGCUCAACAGUAAUAAAUGUCAUGAAAAAUAUUACAGUACAAGUCCAUGUCAUUUUAUUUCAUACUACCGCAGUGAAUUAAUUAUAACUAUUCAAAGCAAAUCACACUUUUUGAAGUGUACUGGAAAGGAACUGGUUAAUUCAGCCAUCGCACAGAAUGAGAACGAAUUAAUUCAUAGUGAACAAAGCCAACAAAUGAACAAUGGGUGUUCCUAUAGAACAUCUGCUUAUUUCAGUUGGUUUAGACAUCAUGUGAUUCCUGUCUCUUUGGUUAAUGAAACUUUUGCAUCUAUUAAUGAUGAUAAUGAUCUCAAUACAAGAAAGUGGGAUAUGUUUAUUAUCUGGCAAGGUCAACUAAAUACACCACAUAAUGAUGAUCAAAUAAAUUUUGAACAAUUAGAUAUUUCUUUUGAUCAUACAAACAAGUCUGUAUCUAUGGAAUGUUUCCAUAUGAAUCCUAAUAUCACAACUAAUGCCUCACAAAUAAAUGAAGGUGAUACUUCCGUUGUUGCUUAUGAGGAUAAUGAAGAUGGUGACAACACUGAAAAUGAUAUUACACAAAUGAAUGAUAAAUUUUCACCAGUCUCAACUAUUUCAAAUCUCCUACACAUUGACGAUAAUAAAUAUUAUGAAGAUUCGGCUUAUCAAACAUUGUAUGCUGAUGAUAAUAUCGAUCAUAUAAAAUGGGAUACACAAUCUAUUAUUGAUUCUCAUGAAACAUUUGGUAUUUUAUCAGAGGUGUCUUCUAUGCAGAUAAAACAAAUUCCAAUUGAUCAUGAUGCUCAAUCUUUACUGGAUUCUGACAAUACGGAUAACAGUGUUGUCUGUAUGAAAACUAAUUUACCAAGAACUGAUGAAUGUGACGAUGUUAUUAAUAAUAAUAAUAAUAACAAUAAUAAUAGUAAUAUUAAUGAUAAUAAUAAUGAGGAAUUGUCCAUCCUAUCAGAAGAACCUGAACUCCGCCAUAAUGUUGAUUGUUGUAACUCAUCACAGUCUGAUUACAAUGUAUUGGAUUCAAUAACAAGCUCCCUAUACAAUAUAAAUGUUACUAAUAAUAAUAUUAAUCAUAUUAAUAAUAAUAGUAACAAUAUAGAUGAAAUGGAUUCAAGAGAUAAUCACAUGGUGGAACGUAAUAAUCAUCAUGAAUUAAUGAAUAAUGAAAAGUCACCAUACAUACAAUUUAAUUUCAUUAAUUCAUCUCUUAUUCAAUUGGAAAAUAAAUUAAGUCGUAUUUCACUGGAACUUGAAGAAAUGGAAACAAAUGAACACCUUAGUGAUGAAUAUAUCAAAGAAAUUGACAAUAUUUUUCAAUUAUUACUUUUGAUUAAAAAAGAUACUUCACAAAUUGAUUACAUAAUAUCAAGUUGGAAUAUGGACAGAUGUUUAUCAGAGAGGGAUGAUUAUGUAACUCCUAGUACUAUAACUAUUUUAUAUAAUGAGUAUACUGGUCUAUCACAGUUAACUGGAAAAGUAGAACCUACAUUAGAAAUAAGUUCAGAAGAGAAUUAUCAGGGUCAUAUUGCUACACGUUUAUCAACAUUGAAAUGUUUACGUGCUGACUUGAUGAAACGCUGUGAUAGGUUAGUUGAACGUCUAGAGAAGCAAACAAGCAAUUCUGCAGUAAAUAUAAAUGAAGAACUUGAUUUUAUCAGUCAGAAUUUAGUUUCACUUGCUCAUAAACUUGACGAUCCUGACAAUAAUGACUCAUCAAAUGAUACUGAUCCGUCAACAAUUACCAAUAAACUAGAGAAACGGAUUACUGAUUUACAAGAAAUUCAAAAAGAAUUCACAUAUAUUGAAGAGAAUUUACAAAGGUUAAAGUGUACACCAGCAACGGAUUCAUUAUCUUGCAAAUCUAUUGCCAAACUUGAUUGUAUUGAAAGUGAACUAAAUGACAUGCAAAUUAAUUUACGAAACCAGAUAAUAUAUUUGAAUAAUUUUCACGAACAAUACAAAUCAAAUGGUCCACAAGCGAAUAAUAAUUAUGAUAAUAAUACUGGCCAUCUAGAACAAGAUGUCACUGUUUUAUACAAUCUUAUUGUCAAAUUAUCACAAUAUUAUCACCAUAAACUUUUACCAAUGUUGGAAAAUUAUGAUAAAUUAAUGAGCGAUGGUGUUAGACCACCAGGAAUAAUUACAUCUAUAUACAAUGCUGAAGAUAAUGUAUACCUAUCAGUGAAUAUUCUUAAUUUAUGGGACAGAAUAACUAAAGAGUUAAUGCCAAGAAAAUUCCAUAAAUUGAUCACUAGAUCAUAUGAACAAAUAACUAGAAACUUAACAUCAACUUUUCAUUGUCUACCGACUUUACAAUCAUUUGAACUUUUAUUUCCAAAUGGUAAUUUACCCAACUCGAAUUCUCUUCAUUGUCACGUAAAUAUCAUUUCAGAUCAUAUCAAUAUUAUUCAAGGUGAAAUUGACUGGUUGCAUAAAUAUAUUGAACCAAUCAUUAUGAAUGAAGAUCGACUUAAUUUAUUUACAGAUACUAUUACUAAUACUACUGAUACUACUAAUAUUACUAAUAAUGAAAAUAAUAUUGGAAUCAGUGAUCAAAUUGUAAAAUUCUAUGAAGUUAAUCAACAUCUAACACAAUUACUUAGUUAUUUUACACAAAUUUAUCAACAAUUAUCUGUUUUCUACAUACCGACUAUGGACAGAUAUCAUCAGACAAUUGAUCAUGCGUUGACUUACAUUAGUACUAUUCAAAAUCAAGUAGAAUUACUUCGAGAACUGGCAAUAUCUAUCAAGGUUAGUGACAAGGAUAGUAAGGAGGAUUGUGAAAGUACUAAUUACGACGAUGAACAAAAUGAAAAUGUAGAAUGUGCUCUAAUUACUUAUGAAAAGUUAGAAAAUCUAUGUACUGGAAAACAACAGUGUUUGGAACUAUUGGAAAAUGUUCAAAAUAAUCAUCGAACUAUUAUUGAUGAACUUGUAAAUAUGGUCAAACAAAUUCAAAUUUCAAUUGAUGAAGUGAUAAAAUCCACUGACAACAGUCAAGAUUAUUCAAAGACGAUGACGUCAUCAACAACAAUGCCAGUCAACACAAUAACGACCAGUAUUUAUUUGUCAAAACUACUGGAUCCUAUUGAUACAACAUCACAAAGAUUUCUGUAUUUUAUUUCAGAAAUUCAAAAGAUAAUCUCUGAAUAUGAUCAGUUGAUUAUUCAUACAAGUACAAGACAAAAGUUAGUGCCUCAAGAAUUACCUGUAAGUGAGAAUACACUGGAUACAUUAGAUAUACAUGAUUCGGAAUUGUUUCUAGACGCUUGUAUACCAUCAGUUAAUAAUUAUCAACACCAUUUUAAUGAAUUCGACAAACAAUAUGAAGAAUUAUUAAAUGAAUCUUUGACAAAUUCUUGGUCAGUUGUUCGUGAUUAUUCCCAUUUGAAUGAUGAGAAUCAAUUGAAUGGACAAACAUUACUAGCCAAUAAUUUAUCUCAAACAAUUAUUCACAGUGGUGAUUCCAAUGAAAGACAUAAUACAGAAGUAAUAAUUCUGAACAAUAUCUUAAAGAAAAUAGAUUGUUUAGAAGAUAAUCUUAAAUUAUCCUGUUGUAAUAUAAUGAAUGAUGACCUGGUAAAGAAUAGGAUGAGUCAAGUGAGCGAAUUACGGUCUGAUGUAACUGACAAAUUAAAUCAAACAAUUAAGGAAAUUGAACUAGUGCGAAUGAGCAGUCAACAAAUAGAGUAUGCUCAAGCAAAGUUGAAUGCUCUAAAAUCUACAUUUAAACAAUCAAGCGAUUUAUUUCAACGUAGCGUAUUCUCUCAAAACGAAGCUGAAUUGGUAACUAAUAUAUUUGAAACAUGUGGUCAUUUAAUUAAAAAACAAUUAUCUGAAACAAAUCAAGUAAUUGACAAGCUUCAAGAAUUAACUGAUGAAACAAAUUCUACUAAUCCAGGUCUUUAUUUACUACAGAAUUUUAACUUUGAUGAUGAAAAUGACACAUUUCCAUCUGAAAUUACGCAUAUCGAAAAUAACCAAUUGAUAGAUUCAAUAAAUUCUGAACAAAAUAACAUAUCUCUAACAUAUUUCAAUAUUCCUUUAUGGUAUGAACAAACUAAGGUAAAUGAUGAAGUGAUCAAUUUUCUGGAACAUAUAAAAAAUCAACGUGAACAACUAUUAUUUAGUUAUGAAUUAUCACAACGUCUUGCUAUAUGGUUAUCAGUAAUACAUCCUAGAAUGACCAAAUUGAAAGUGAAAUUUCAACACUUAAGUGUUAAGUCAGCUAAUUUAAGUGGCAAUAAUGAUCUGUGCUCACAUUUACAUGAUGUAACCCUGUAUCGACUUGAACUUUUCUCCCAGUUACCAAUGUUUCAGUGUAUCCUCAAUGACGUCAAUGAAUUCAAAGAUGUAAUAUUCCAUUUAAGUGAAGACUAUGCAUCAGACAAUAAAAUCGAUCGUAUUGAACAAACAUUUCUGGCCUGUUUCAAUAAACGUGAACAUGAAACUUCAUUACAUAGAUCAAUUAUUCAUUACACUGAACAGAAAAUAAUGACAAUUAUAAAUGAUUUUAAUAACAUUCUUACAGAAUCAUCUGUUUAUCUAUCAGCUAUAAGAAAUCGACUCAUCGAAACAAAUCAGAUUUCAACAGUUCUAAAUGAAUUGUCAAAUUUGCUAGAUGAAUUCAGUUGUUUAGAUGAGAGAUUUGUAAAAGAUUGUAUGAUAGACGAAGAAGAAUUGCCUGUUCAUUGUACAGAAAAUAAUUUAUCCCUUGUAAAAAACGUAUAUUUAAAUAACUGGACGAAAGUAAAAAUUCUAGAGAUGUGGCAUAAUGAAUUAAAAUCUAUACAAACUCUACUUAAAACUAUUUCAAAUGAUCGUUGCUUCGAUACUGUUACUGCUAAUAAUAGUAAUAAUAAUAAUAAUACUGACGAAAUGAAGAUCGAGAAUGAUGUAAAACAAUUGAAACUGAAAAUUGAACAACAAUCUUACCAUUUAACAAAAAAGAAAACUGAACUGAUCAAUAAAAUAAAUCGGGAAAAUAAACUACAAUCUUCAAUUACUGCUUAUUCUGUUUGGUUAAGUCAACUGAAUGAUAAGUUAAUAAAACUUGCUAAACCAAAUAAUUUAACGUUGGAUACAGUGAACAGUACAUGGAAAGAAUUUAAGGAUUGGAAUUUAAAAUCACUCAAUGAAAGCAAAUUACGUAUAAAUAAUUUAAUGAAACAAUUACCUAAUUCAAUAUUCAAUGAUACUUUUAAACAAGAUAAAUCAUUAUUUACAAAUAUUGAAGAUUACAUUUUAAAUAAUAAGAAUAUAUUCAAUGAAUUAUAUCAUCAAAAUUCAUUAUCAUUAUCAUCAUCAUCAUCAUCUUCAUCAUUAAGAAACAACAACAAGAUUAAAUCUCAUUUAGAAUUAACUAUUCUACGUAUAAUAAGACAAUAUAUAAAAUUUCAAUUACAAAGUAUAGAAUCAAUGAAAUUAUGGAAAGUUCAUUUGAAAUUUAUAAAAUACUUUAUCAUAAAUAGAAAACAAUUACAAUUAUUAUUUAAUGAAAUUCAUGGUAGUUUAUCAAAACUUUAUAGACCAUCAAAAUUAGUUGGAUGUUGUACAGAACAAUUAAAUAGUGUAAAGAAUGCUAUUCACCAACUGAAAACACAUGAAAGAUUAGCAAUUAAUCUUUAUAAUUCUCUACCAUUAAUCAAAUCUCUAUGUCAUCCUAUAGAAGUAUCACAAACAGUAGCUACUAUUAAUACAAUGAAACACAAUUUUACAAGUCUCAUGCGUCGAGCAAUAGAACGGCGAAAAAUUCUUACUCAAGCAUUGAAAGAAGAUACUAAAUUUGAUGUAGCGUAUUAUAGUUUAUUAAACUGGUUCUUAACCAAACUGGAGAUACUCGAGGCCUUUGAAACACGUACAGUAUAUGAUGAAAACAGUCAGUUGUCACUUAAAACUUUGCAUAGAGAAUUUCAUGAACAACAAUCGGAUUAUCAUUUGGUGAUGAGAAUGGGCAGUAAUCUACGUGAACGUUGUACAUGUACAGAUCCAGAAAAGAAUAUUCUAAAUGAGAUGCUUGAAAAACUUCAACUUGUCAAAGGAAAUUAUGGGAAACGUCUGUCGAAGUGUGAAAUUCAACUUAGUGAAAUGUUAAUUACAAAACGGAAUCCUAAAUCCGCUCUAUCUCGCUUAAAUGAAUGGUUACAAAUGAUCGAAGAACAUUUAGGCAUUGAAAAUACUCUUAACAUUAAACAUAUUACUAAUACUGAUACCACUACUGUCAGUAGUUCUAUUAAACCAUCAGGAAAUGAUCAAAGUGAAACUGACAAUUCAAAUCACUUAUUAUCAACUAAUGUUAUAAGAUUGUUGGAUAAUUUAGCUAAUCCAGCUCAGUACACGAUGACUAUUUUCAACUCUAAAGAGUAUGAAAACAUUGCUUCUGUUUUGGGUGAUAUAAUUUUCGUUCAAUCAUUAAAUUCAAAUCAUUUGAUCUUAGCUGAAGAUUUACGAGAACAUGAAAAAUUAUAUCAGAUACUUGUAAAAAAUGAUCACAACAAUAAUGAUGAAUUCAAUAAAAUUACAUAUCGUUUUAUACGUUUAAAACAAGCGUUCAAUCUACGUGAAAAAUGUCUUCAAAUCGCUGCCGAUGCUGCCUUAGAACUAAAUAAAAACUAUUCGAAUUUAAUUAGUUGGUUAUUAGAAGUAACCAAUAAAUUGAAUAAUAACGAAAUUGAACUUGCUUACGUUACUAAAAAUAAGGAAACUGUCUUACAAAAACAAACAUUGUUUUUCCACUCCGCUGAUCAAUACAAGAUUAAAUUGAAUAUGUACGCAAAAAUACAUCAUCAACAAAUCCACAUAUAUCGACCAAUAUUCAAUCACUUUGAAAAUGUAUUAAAGCGUGUACUUGCUAAACCACAAGUAGAUAAACAUGAAGAACAGAAUGUUUCUGUUUACUGUUACUCGAAAUGUCGAAGGCAAUUCAUUAUUCAAUAUAAACAAAUUGUGAAUUUAUGGCAUAAACUCGAUCAAAGUUUAAAAUGUUUGCGAAUUCAAUUAUUGUCACAACAACAAUCGGAACAUGCACUCAUCCAUGAUUUAAUUGAAUUCGAAUGUGAAGAACAAUGGGUUGAUGAACAAACACUACAACUGAAUGAAUUAUUGACAAUAGAUGAAACGAUUUUCCAAAAUCUAUCUAAACAAAUAAUCCCAAUUGACUUGAUUGGAUCGACUGUGGAACAAGAUACUCAAAUAUUGACGAAUAUUAAUUGUAGUAAUGGUAAUACUAGUUUAGUUUUGGAUUCAGAAUGUGACCAUGUAAUUCAUAAUACAAGUAGCUAUGAAUUGAAAGAAUGCGUUUCUAACUCAGUAAAUCAUGGUGAUCAUGAAGAUGAUGAUGAUAAUGAUGCGGAUGACCAUGACUAUGAUAUUGAGGGUUCGGUUGAUGAGGGAAUAUGUAAAGAUUUAGAAGUGCGAAUCACUUUUGCCAAAGAAAACUUUGAAGCCAUAAAAAAUAGAGAACAGAAAAUCUAUGAUUGUAUGAAUGCUUAUCGAAACCUUUGUGAAAUUAUUACUGAUAAUGGAAACAGUAGUAUAAAUAAUCUCCCUUCUAUUGAUGUUACUGCACAAUAUUCACCAAGAAAGGAAAUGGUCAAUGAAAAUUAUAAUAAUGAUUAUUCCUACUCACCUUUUAUUACUGUUGCUGAUCAGGAUAAUUGUGAUAGAGCAAACAAAUUGAAAACUUCUUAUUACAAUCUAUUGAAUCGAUCUAGUCAACGAAUUAAACAAUUGGAAUGCUAUCAUAAAAAAUUACUUGAGCACAAUCUUUUAGUUCAUUUCAAUUUCGAUCUGUGGAAGCAGGGGUACUUACAGUGGAUUGCAAAUCGUCAUUAUCGACUAAGCGACAUAUUUAACCCUAAAGCCUUAUCGGCAUUACGAACUGACAGACAGCUAUCAAACAUAUCCACCAAUACAGAUGAAGUGAAUUCUGAUUUAUUCAAACGUCCAACACGAUUAUCUAAUGUAUCUACGAAUUCUCAGUCAGUUUAUACUUCGUCUAAUAAUAUCAAACCCCAGUUAUCUAACAGUCGUUCAUCUCUCAUCCGAUCGAGUCGUGAAUCAUUGCAACCGCUCUCUGAUAACAAACAUAAACAAAAUGUCAGUCAUAAGCCAGAUGAAGUAAACUGUUCACAAUUUAUACAAGCAAUUCUACAUGGUAGACCAACACAUGAUUGGGCAAAUCCUAUUUUCAUCAAGUCUGCAUUUUAUACAAUUGACCAAGCAAAAAAGGGCAUAGUUACAUGUCAUCAGAUUAUUGAAGCAUUAAGUCCGAAAAAACAGCAUAAACCUCUACCAACUGAUAAAUUAAUUGAACAUGCAAUAGAACAAGAAACUAGUAAAUGUGUUUGUCAACCAAAAUUUCAACCGAGAAAAAUUGGAAAGGAUCGAUAUUGUUUUGGAUCCAGUUCACGAGUUUACUUGGUUCGCUUCUUGAAUAGUACAACGAUUGUGCGAGUAGGAGGUGGAUGGAUGAGCUUAAAUGAAUUCUUGGAUUCACGUGAUCCAUGCAGAAUUACCCAUAAAACAAGUCAUUUUGGUAGUACACCUAUAAAGCCUAAUCUGAUGAAUACAAAUUCCACAUCAAAACGUGAAAGUAAUUUAGGAUUAAUUAAUGUAACUCCAAUUAAUAAAUCACGUCUUACUACACUAAACAAUAUGAACUCUAAAGAACAAAGAUCAUUUGUAUCAACUCCUUUAACAAAUAAGGACUGUGACAUGAAAUCACUGAAUUCAUCAUAUGAGAAUGAAGCAUCAAUCCAUAACAACUCUUCAUUACUAAAACAAACUAUUCCAACGAAAACUACCAUCUUCAACAGGGCUACCACUAUACGGACAAGUACUAAUAAGAAGAUAAACAAAUGAUCAUCUGUAAAUUGAAUUCGAACUCACUAAUCCAUCC
Messenger RNA from Schistosoma bovis, 10230 nucleotides. Lineage: Eukaryota; Metazoa; Platyhelminthes; Trematoda; Strigeidida; Schistosomatidae. The record is from the annotation of a GenBank genome assembly.